AAUUUUCUGGAAAUUCAAUUAUUUUGUCUAAUAGAAAUUAGACAAAAAUAAAUUAUUAUUAUUAUUAUUAAUAAAAGAGUAAUUUAUUUAUUGUAAGUUUUAUGUCAUAUGAUCAGAGAGGAUAAUUUCAACAUAACAUAAAAGUCGAUUUGUGUGUUUUCUACUUGCUCUGUUCGUUACACGUCGAAAAGAUUACAUAGCGUUGUCUCAGUUGCGUAUCUUUAUUUCUCACUCUGGCGCAAUAUGGUGGUCGGGGGUGUUGCCAGCCAUGGCCUCUGCGUGUGUCAGUGCAAUUCCCACAACCGUCAACGUCGACCGCAUCGUGAUCACGUACGUCGAAUGUGACCACCCGUCUCACGUGUGUGAUCUCUUUGGUGAGUGGGGGCGCCGCGAUCGGGCAUUAAGUAGAGGUCUUUAACGUUUCUGCCCUUACGGCACUUCCGUAUUUUUUACAGGAUAUUUCAAGUGUGUCAAUUUACGCCAUGUUGCGGAGUAAGUGAAGUCAUUUUUUGGUCGAUGGGGCCACUGGGAGCGCCAAGAUGGCGCCAACGCCGUGACUGCGGUGUACGCCGCCGGCUCCAGUGGCGCUCGCGGCGGACGAUACAGUGUGACUGACGUGCAUUGAGUGACGAUUGUAAACAGUGUGUGAUUGUGCGGAUCCCCACUAGAGCAUGCCCCAUACCAGCGGGGCCCAUCCGGCGUCCACGGGAGACGAUUUGGGCAGCACGGACGAGGUGAAAAUAUUUAAAGACGAGGGUGAUCGUGAAGAUGAGAAAAACUCAUCCGAAAAUUUGCUGGAAGAAAAGUCAAGUCUUAUUGACUUGACGGAGAGUGAAGAGAAAAGUGCCAAAAAUUCCAGGACGGACCACAAUCCAGUUUUUGGAAAAGUCGAGCCACAUGCUUCAACAUUUAAUAUGGGAUACCUAGUGUCACCGUACUCAUAUACAAAUGGAGGUACUGGUGGCCUUCCUGUUUCAAUGGCUAACAAAAUGGGACUUCCGCCGUUUUUCUGUCACAACGGCGACCACCUAACGACGCCCCCGCCGGCUCAUUGCGGCAUUCCACCAUAUCAGCUCGAUCCUAAGGCAAUAGGAUUAACACGACCAGCAAUCUACUCAUUUCCGACUAGUCAGUACGCAUACCCUAUGCUAAGUCCAGACAUGUCACAGGUUGCCUCGUGGCACACACCGUCAGUAUAUUCAGCCGCAUCGGGCUUCCGGACACCUUAUCCCUCGUCUCUACCUAUUAAUACCUCGCUAUCUGGUGACUUUAGCUUCAGAUUCUCGCCUACGAGUUUAAUCCCGGCCGUUCAUACGCCGACUCAUCACGUUUUAAACUCUCAUGCGGCCAUAGUGACACCUGGUCCUAAGCAAGAAGUUUCACAGGACGCCAACCACCGAUAUAGGUCAGUGGAUCAGAAAAAUAUAGGUAGUAGCGGAAGCUCAAUAAGUGGCGCCACCGGCGGUGGCGCCACAGCCAUACCGGAUGGAAAGGAUGCUAAUGAAAAAAAGAAGCCUCACAUCAAGAAACCUCUCAACGCUUUUAUGCUAUACAUGAAAGAGAUGCGUGCCAAAGUAGUGGCCGAAUGUACACUGAAAGAAUCGGCUGCCAUCAAUCAAAUUCUCGGUCGAAGGUGGCAUGCACUCGGACGGGACGAGCAGGCGAAAUAUUAUGAGCUAGCGCGACGUGAGCGUCAGUUGCACAUGCAAAUGUAUCCAGACUGGAGUUCACGUACCAAUUCGUCGCGUGGCAAGAAGAGGAAGCGCAAAGAUGCCACUGACGGAGGUAACAACAUGAAGAAGUGUCGUGCUCGAUUCGGACUAGAUCAACAGAAUCAGUGGUGCAAACCUUGCAGGCGAAAGAAAAAGUGCAUAAAGUACAUGGAGUCGGAGGGUGAGGAGGGUGGUGAGACGGAAAACCUCAUAUCAGACGACAACUUGGGAAGCUGUGGCAGUGUAGAGGAUGCCAAGACUCCGGAUGACGACACAGAGUCAAUGUCAUCGCCGAGCUGCCUCUCUGCCUUGUCAAGUCUGCAAUCACCGACCGCGAGUGUGGCCUCACCGCUUACGCUGAUAGCAAGUCCUGGUACUCGGUCGCCACGCCACGAAGAGGCGGCGGCUGUACGAAGCCCGGUAGGAGCUAAUCCGCGCGAUGUAAACAACCCACUGAGCGUGAAUCAGCUCACGAAGCGAGAUUACAAAUAUGAUUACACGCCAUAUCACACGUAUAGUGGAGCAGCUAUUGCAGCACCGCAGUUUACAGCUAUGUUGGCAGGAGGCGCGCAAGAACCUCAUCUUCGCGACGACGACGGUGCCAUCAGUGUCACAUAACACAGGGACAAAACUUAUUAAAAAGGGGGACAUUAAAUAUAUUUACCCCCUCAAACCGCGCCUCUUGUCUAGUUGCAAUAUCACCAGGAAUGAUAAUAUUACAGGCGAUUUGUCAAUAGUUCGAAUUUCUAUUAGCAAUAAUUUGGUUUCAAAGUUAAUUGGUAUUCUGACUUUAUUACCUGCACCUUGGACAUCAAUUCCUAGCCAUUUCAGAAAUUUGUAUUAUAACAAAUCCAGUAUCGAACACUAUCAUAUAGUGACUGCAUAAUGAUUAUCCAAUUAACUCUUUUCAGACAAAAGUUAUCGAAAUUUUAAAAACGUCACAAACUCACGAUCCACAGUAAAAAAUAUUCAAUAGCAAUUUCAAAGAAAAACCAAACAAGAAAUUAGUAAAAUUCUUUUAUCUGCAGAACAAACAAACUACACUUUUUGUACGUCAAAGAUUUUGUUUAUCUGGUUCUACCUUUCAUAUUUCGAGUUGUUCAUUAAAUUAUAUUAUAUCACAUUUUUUGUUUUAAAUUGCAUAGUGCAAUUAUAGUUACUAUGUGAUACGAUAUAGUAUGUGGAUGAACACACACUUUGCGAAUGUUUAUGGUGAAGCUGAAAUUUACUGUAGGUUAAAUUAUUUUGUAGCCAGCAUGGUACGUGCCAAUUUCGAAUAGAAGUAAAAGUCAAAAUGUGUCUAAACAUUGAACAAUCUAUACUUUAGUUCUACUGUGUAUCAACAGAACAAUAUAAUCCAAUUUUGGAAACGAUUCUAGAUGUACCAUUGAAUUUUUUCUUAGAAAUUUAAUCAAAAUAGCUUGAUUUUAGAACUAAAUUUUAAACUUAAGCAGCCCUGUAGCGUAAAUGGGUCUCACAGCGAAAAAUGACGUUCGUGUGUAUUUAGGAUUUUGAACAAUAACACUCGUGGCCGAGAAAGACCAUUCGCGAAAGGAAACACUUAUUUGGACAUGUCUCAAUAAGCCAAUAUCCAUCGUAUACAUUCACAUUGGCAAGUGCAUUCGCAUGCACUUGCCUGCGAUUUUUUCGGACUUGAAAAGUAUAUUACACACUCUGUUUCUCGAUUUGCGCACACAUUAACACUCACAGAAACUCACUGUGGAGUUGCUACGAUACCCAGUUUGAGCUAACCACGGCGCGAUCGCGAGAAUCGAUUCAAAAUAGACGCAUAACUGUAUAACAAGCAUUUUGGCGUAGAUUCAUCGAGCACGUUGAACUUGUGAGUUCUGUGACUAAAUAAACAAAGUUAUAUCGGUUUAUUUUUCAAAUGAAAAUAUUGUUACAUUUAUAUUUCAUUUAAUUUCGCAAUUGUCACAUUACAAGUUGGUCGCGUGGAUAAAUACACGCACUUUUUUGCGUUUAUUAAAUUCAUUAUAUCUUUUCAUCUUACUUUCUCUAGCAAGCUGUCGGACCCAUAUAAGUUAAAUAAUGAAAUUUGAAUUAAGUAAUACAAUAAUCCUAUGCUACUUCUCGCAUUUUACUGACUAUAUUUUUAAAACAAAGGUUAAACUUUUGUUUGUGGCGAAAAUUUUCAUGUGCACAUUUUAUUUACUCAAUUUACAUCUUGGUGGUAUAAUUUUUUCGAAAUUGUUAUAAGAUUAAAGUAUUCUGAAGCUGAUUUAUUUAUAAAACUCUCUCGGGAUUUAGAAAGAGCCACUGGUUUAUUCCAAGUAUUAUUUUAAAUGGAAUAGUCAAAAUAAUCUUUUAUUGACAAAUCAUGUCCGUCUGUGUCUGUUUAUUUGCAAUAAUUUACUUAGAAAAUUUUAAAAAUCAGAUGUGUUUAACUUUAAUUAGAGAAUUCAAGCAUAAACUUAUUUAGGUACAUAAUUCAAUUUUCUUGCUCAAAUUGCUAGAGCUUGCGGCGCUGUGAAUAAUGAUAACAUAUUUCAUUGUGUUGCUCUGUGUUUCUUAACACAUUAUUGCCAUUCGAUUUUUAACGAUUUUCGAGUCCACAAAUAGAGAUCAAUAUUUUAGGUCAUGUUGGGUAAUGUGUAUGCAUGUGUAUACACAUUUGUAAUUCUGUGAAGAUAGAUCUUUUCCAAUGAAUUCAACGUAAUAAUCUUCCUAUUUUUUGUUCCUUUCUUUUAUAUAGUUGAUUAUAGUCGAGUUAAAAAUUUAAUUUUUUUAGUCUUGGAAAACGCUAUUUUUUAACUAGUGAUUUAAAUUGUUUUUGAAUACGUAAACCUAAAGUAUCACUGAUGUAGAGGCGAAGGAAAAUUAGUUCGUAUGUAUUUAAUGCUUUGUCUAAUCUAGAAACUGGAAAUAUUUAAUGAAAAUAUAUCCAAUAGCUUAAAAAGCUACAGUGGUUAGGAAUUGGGAGAUCUCUGCUAUUCUGGAUUGAAGAAUAUGAGCCAAGGGGUGGCUAAUGUUGGAGAUGCAGUGUCAUUUGGUCGAAGAUGCACGGAGAUGCAGAGAUGCUGUGGCACUCAAAACCCACAUUAGCCACCCCUUGAGAUGAGCGCUUAAGUAAUAAUAUACAUAUUAUGGAGUCGACUGUUUGAAUCCGGAUCACUACCUGAUCCGGAUCGGACUUUCAUUUUACGUUUGAAGAACAAAUUUAGUUCUCUAAAUUGAAGAUUUAAUUCACAAUUGAUAAAAAAGUAUCACUUUUUAAGUACCAAUUCAGACUCUCCAGGUUUGAGACAGGGCCAGACAAAUAGUUGUAUAGUUUUUUUUUUCAACUAUUCAGUCACCAGUCCAGGGUAAGGGGAAAAAGCUUAAGAUUAGAUUUCCAUAAAAAAAAUAUAAUUCCAUUUUGGAAACGUCUCGAACUAGGCUAACAUUCGUUUUAAAAUAGCGUGACUAUCAAACAAAGGCUGUUAUUCAAAAAUUUGAAUAUACAUUGAUAUUACUGCCUUUAGCGUUGGUCAUAUAAACUUUUGUUCUAAAUAAUUGUAGACUUUUGUGUAACUUUUAAAAUGAGGAUACAAAUAUUAAGAUCCGACAUAUAGAAUCAAAACCAUAAAGUAAAUUAAAUUGAAAUUGUAUGCUCCUUAAAUUCAGUUUCUGCUGCAUCAGUGAGAAGUUAUAACCUAAAUAUUUCAAAUAGUUUUGAUCUGGAACGAAAUUGUACAAAUAUCACGUUAUUAUAAAAUGACUCCCUAUUUUCUGAAACACCUUAAAUGUUUUAACUUUUGCAUGGAGAAAUAAAAUGUAUUAUUUCAUUUUCAAAUUGGAAUUUACAUCACAGCUGAUAUCUGCUAUCUUGUAAAAAAUCGAAUUUUGAUAAAUUAACUAAAAUGACCUCAGAGAGGUUAAAUAUGACGAUAUAAAGUGAAAAACAGGGAGUCACUUUUUCGUAUCUGUCGAUCGGUUCGCUCGUCCGUCGUAACAAAUGGGUUUGUGGUGUCUAAACGGUAAGAGAUAUCGACAUGCGGUUAGCACCAGAGGGUUAAAAUUAUGUAGAGUUAAUGAACAUAUUGAUGUCAAAUCCAAAUCCCAUUACUCUGUCUGCCAUUUUGAACACUUUGCUCAUUUGUUCAGUCGCUAUUGGCAGGGUUUAGGCCCAAAUUCUGGUAUAUUAUAGCGGAUCUCAAUACUUUUUCAACAAACCGUCACCUAAAAAUCCAGGUCAUUAUGGACCCUAGAUUUAAGGGUUUGAAUUUUAAAAAUUUAAGUGGUCACAGCUUCGCUUCUAAUUAACCGAUCGGACUGAUUCUGUAUUCAUUCCAAAAAAUCUCGUAAAAUGCCAUCUCUCACCAAAACAUCAUAACUUGGCAGGACCACCGCUAGAAGCGCUAAAAUUUCGAAUUUGAAGAAAUAGAGAUCAAGACAAUGCAUUUUUUAUUUCAGUAUGUUGUAGCUGAGGUCGAGACCUUCCCAACGAUACCUUAUUUGUGGAGCUUGAUGUUUUAACAGCCGAGAUAUGGGGGACUAAAGUUAAUACCUUUACCGGCCCAUAUCUCUGCUGCUUACCAACUGAUUUCGUUCAUCUCUUUACCAGAAGACGUAUCUCGACGCUCUUUAGUAGGUCGAAUUUAUUAUUAGUUUGUGAAAACAUAACAAAUAUUGCCACACUGAAUUAGCUUGAACGCCUAUCUCUCGACAAAUCUGUUAUGCAUUUUGAUAAGAUUUUAAUAUAUUGAAGUCCAGACCAGAAGUUCUCUAAAAAUAGGUCAUAACUCAUUACAGCUACAAUAGAUCCAGAGUUAUGGCGGUUCAAAUUCCCAGUUCUUAAUCCAGAUUGAGACUUUUUUAGUUUCUUCGUUUGAUAUAGUGAACGCCGAUUCUUGGAACGAAUGGAACGGAUUUAUUUGCAAAUUCUUUCUAUAGUAUUUUGUUGGUAAUAAUGCUUGGAGAUUUAUUUGUAUUUAUUCUUAUAAUGGUGCGCGAUUUUGAUGAUGUGAUAUAAAAAUAUUUUAGUAUUAUGUGGAAAAUUUUUUAAAGGAAGAUGGCAUAGAAUUUUGGCUCACAAGACAGCAAUGUAGCACAAUAUAAAUGUUGCGUUUCAUUAUAGGACAAAUUGCACGACUUUUUUUCUCAAUAUGAAAUUUAUUAAGAGAAACUUUGAUAUUCAUGAAAUCAAAUAGAAAUAUACAGUAUUAAACAUUUUAGAUAUUUAAUAACUCUAAUGAUUCUAAAUUAUUUAAAAUGGAUAAUAAUUUCUUGUUUGGUGACGUCUUGUACUAAUUUUAUUGAAAUUGUUGGUCAUUAAUUUUAGUGCAAAAUUCAUUGGGACCUAGACUUAUUUAUGACCCAUAAUAAAAACCGUACAGUAAAAUAUAGAGUAUUAUUCGACUUUUCCGAAUGAUAAGGGUAGAUGAGAGUCAUAAAAUUUUGACAUAUCAUAUGUUAUAAAUAAAUUAAGUUAGAAUAACCAUAAACUUGAAACCUGUAUUAAUCAGAUUGUGAGUUUCACUCCCUUUUGAUAUGGAAUCCCCGUUCCCAUACUAUAAUUCGUCUAUUUUUCAUGUUAAAAUGUUUGCAACUAGGCAUGACGCGCUGGGGGUGAGGUAGAUUCUGAGCAUUUUGAUCUCGUUUAUAUAUGACGCCUUGUCACAUAUUCGGAGUGCCACACGGAAAUAACAGUUGAGAUUUAUCCUGGCUGCCUAUAUGCUUUUAAGGGUCACACCGCCAUUCUGUGCAAUACUUUGAGGGAGGGAAGUGGCAAUACAGGCCUACGUGGCUGUUUGCCGCUAGAUGGCGGUAAAGCAGGCGACAGUAAAAUAAAUAAUAUGUAUAUAAGCUAAACCUAAAUUUAGUGUUUUUAGAGUACAAUAACUUUGUCUGGAACAUAAUAAUUGUAUAUCCUCUUUGCAAAAGGAUAAUCCUAAGGGUAGCUCAAGUAUAAAGGCAACAAACAAUAAUUACGAAGUUAUUUACCUGAAAAAAAACUUCCACGUUUUUAUAACAAUUAAAAUAUUAUUUGACCAACGUUAUACAAUGAGAAUCAUAAAUAUACCGAUUUUUAGAAAAUUGAAUCAAUUAUUAUCAAAAUAUUCUUAAACUCUAAAUAAUGGUAUACCACAGAAGAAUAUACAAGGUAGGCUCCCAUGUGAAAAAGGAUAAAUAAUAAUGUAUGUUUAGAUUAAACAUAUUGUAUUAUAAAAGCAUUAUCUAAGUUUAAAGUUGUCACACACACGCACGGAUGCAGAUACACAACAGUUAUGAGCGCAGUAACUGUAGCAAGAGAGAAAAUAUAUUAUAACGAGAAAAAUGAGAGAAAUUGAAUUACAUAUGUAGGAUGUAAGAGAUAUUUAGCAAAGAUGAAAUGCCCUGAAAUAAAGCAGAGAGAAUACAA
Messenger RNA from Phlebotomus argentipes, 8073 nucleotides. RefSeq names its product protein pangolin, isoforms A/H/I/S (gene pan). The record is from RefSeq and is a predicted model, not a curated record. Gene Ontology annotation, molecular function: RNA polymerase II cis-regulatory region sequence-specific DNA binding; DNA-binding transcription factor activity, RNA polymerase II-specific. The transcript has 10 exons. Gene Ontology annotation, biological process: regulation of transcription by RNA polymerase II; canonical Wnt signaling pathway. Bases 672 to 2330 code for a protein of 552 amino acids. Gene Ontology annotation, cellular component: beta-catenin-TCF complex. NCBI's taxonomy places the organism in Eukaryota, Metazoa, Arthropoda, Insecta, Diptera, Psychodidae.